Molecule: messenger RNA, 675 nt
Organism: Colletotrichum truncatum
Lineage: Eukaryota; Fungi; Ascomycota; Sordariomycetes; Glomerellales; Glomerellaceae
Product: extracellular serine-rich protein
Source: RefSeq, a predicted model, not a curated record
AUGCAUAUCUCAGCCAUGGUUGUCUCGGCCCUUGCUGCCGUCGCUCAGGCCGUCGACGUCCAGGUCGUCUCCGUCGCCUCGACCAACAACACUCUCAAGUUCUUCCCAGACAAGAUUAACGCCCCCGUCGGCUCGAUGGUUCAGUUCCAGUUCCGCGGCGGCAACCACUCUGUUGUCCAGUCCACCUUUGACAACCCUUGCGUUCCCAUUUCCAACGUCAACGUCUCCGCCAAGGGCGUCUACUCCGGCUACCAGCCCGUCCAAGCCUCCUCCUCCAAGGGCCAGAUUCCCGUUUUCACGAUCCAGGUCAACAGCACCGCCCCCAUGUGGUUGUAUUGCUCUCAAGGCAAGCAUUGCCAGAACGGCAUGGUGAUGGUCAUUAACGAGAACACCAGUGCCAACGCCACUCGCUCUCUCGCAAACUACGCCAAGGCCGCGAAGACUGUUCCCCAGGCCCAGAUUCCCGGCGGUGGUGCCGGCGGCGGCAACGGUGGCGGCUCUGCUUCCCCCACUGGUGGCGCUGGCGGCGGCUCCAACAACGGUGGUGGCUCCAACAACGGCGGCGGCGGUGCUGGUGGUGCUACCCCGUCCUCCCCUCCCACCGCCGGCGCCGUCUCUCUCAGCGCCCCCGGCACCCUCCUCCUCGCCCUCGGUGCCACCUUCAUGCUCAUGUAA